This is a messenger RNA of Electrophorus electricus (electric eel), 2833 nucleotides long. It is a transcript of the gene lratd2b, whose product is annotated as LRAT domain containing 2b. NCBI's taxonomy places the organism in Eukaryota, Metazoa, Chordata, Actinopteri, Gymnotiformes, Gymnotidae. The record is from RefSeq and is a predicted model, not a curated record.
GUCGUCAGAACAUUAAACAGGCGACCUGACUUUGGAUAAUACGACAAAAGAGAGCUACAGAUCCAUAUAAUGUUACUUUAAGAUUAAACUCUUUUGGAAAAUCUAGUGAACCACGACGUACCCUACUGUUUGUAUUUUAACGUCGUUUAGACUACGCCGGUUGUUUGUGGGUUUACGCACGCAAGGAAGCGAACAGGUGAAGUACACCUGUUCAAAAUUUUAACAAGAGCUGUCUAAUCAUGAGUAUUAUCUGAAACAGAGUGGAACCUUUUCUCACCGUGGUAGACUCCGAGGGCGGACUGACUACGUGUUGCGUUGCUGAAUCGCUCACCCUUGCCCUUUAGCGACGGAACCUGAAACUGUUCAUUGGAGUCCUUUAAAGUGUUAUGGGAAAUCGGGUGGAAAAGCUGACACAUUUGAGUUAUAAUGAAGUCCCCACGACGGACCCAAACGGACACGAACAGGACGACGAUGGUCCACGCAUCGGAGUAUCGUACAUAUUCUCAAAUGAUGACGACGAGCAAGAGGAGAACAUAGAUGGGACUGAGAAUGAUGCGAACGACGAUGGAAAAGAAUAUGACAACCGCAACGAUACGGGAUGCUCGGUGUAUUACCGCGAUGAAUGUAUUUACGAAAGAAAUAUAAACUCUAUAGAGAUGGGUACGCAUCCUUGCGAGAACUUGCUAAACAAAUGCAAUCCUGGCGAUCUGGUGGAAUUUGUGACAGUCGGACAGUAUCCACAUUGGGUGGUAUAUGUGGGAGACUUUCAGGUGGUUCACCUACAAAGAAGUGAGAUUAAACUAAACUUUCUUUCUGACGCAAGUCAAGGUAGAAGAGGCAGAAUAGUGAACGACUUGUAUAAAUUCCGUCCUUUGAACUCGGAUGUUGUGGUGCAGAACGCAAUGGAUCAAGUCGGCGCGAAAGAUCAACAUGUUUGCUGGAGAAACUCUGAAUGCUUUGCCGCUUGGUGCAGAUUUGGAAAGCGUGAAUUCAAAAUGGGGGGCGAGAUUCGGAUUGGCAAACAGCCAUACAGGAUGAAAUUGCAACUGUGUGAAAAGAAAAGUCACGUUUUGGAAUUUCAAAGUCUGGAGGAUUUAAUCAUGGAAAAGAGAAGAAAUGACCAAAUAGGGAGAGAUGCUGUGAUCCAGGAGCUGGCAAAUCAUUUGAACUGCAGUGAAGAAAUCCCCAACGAUUAUGGUUGUAAUUGAUCAAAUUGAAUCGUUUAACUGUGGAUCACUCUACAUGUAUGCUUAGUCGUAAAAUCUUAACAGACAAAGUUGAUAAGCAAUUGAUCCCAAAUUUUGCCCCCAAUAAAUACUUAUAUUGCAUUAGAAUUUACAGUAUCAGGAUAGGCAACUUUUAUAAUCAGAUAGGCCUACUCUUUUUUUAACUCAUCCAUUAUACUGUCAGCAAGUUUCUUUUACCUACUCUCAGAUUUCAUAGGCUGUGAUUUUCUCUGACAGAGUUGCGCUGAAAGAGAGCUUUUCCUUUUUAAAUCUUGUCAAAUUUAAUUAUGCACUUAUUUGAAAUCCAUUACAUGUGUUCUAUCUUUGUAUGGACACUGUAAACCUCAGUCAGUCAAUAAAGCAUGUUUAUUUUCGCUAAACAUUUGCUUUUUAAACUCAGUCUUUUUCUGUGGUACUUGAUACAGUGGUUUCAGGAAAGAGGUAGUGUAGAAUAAUUAUCUUCUUCCCAGGAGAAAUUGCCAUUUUAGCAUCUUCAUUCUGUGAUUUUUACCGAGCUAUGGAGCUAUUAACUGGACCAGAUUGAUUUCAGCCAUCAAAUCCUUGGAUCAUUUUGCAAUAUGUCUUAUUUAAAACAUCAGAAAAACAUCUACAGGAACAGUUUGGGUGGGAUUUAGGUAACAAUUAUUUGCUAAAGCUUAUCCAGAAAAUAUAGUCAGGAAAGGGGUGUGUGAUAAAUCUUCAUUCUGAUCACGUGACUAGCUGACUUUGAUUUCGUUUGUGUAAAUAUAUUUUUGCAGCCUAGGUAGUCUUAUGUAAUAUAUGGUAAACUUUUCAUGGUUUUCCCAAAUCCACUUGGACAUCUUUUCAGGAAUGUUGAAUGACAUGGCAUAGCUUCAACUCAUCAGAUAAUUACCAAUCUUGUCAUAAAUUGAAAUGGAUGUUUGUUGUGCUGUGCUAAAACUCUCCAUGACCUGAGAUUGAUGCCCCAGAUCUAACACUCAGCCCUUUUUGCUAUGAUGACUUGUCAGUAUGGUAAAUUACCCAGAGUGUGUGAUGUAAGGUACUUUACCUAGAGUGUGUGAUGUAAGGUACAUUACCCAGACGCUGUGAAAGGCACAUGUAAAGUCUGAGUAGCUUCUGUACAUUUGCAUCAUAAUACCAGGCUGAAGAUUCCUAAAUUUGGCAGAAACUGUAAGAUUAUAUCGCCUACGUAAAUCUUUGUUUACCCAAAGAAGAGAGGAUUUACCCACUGCUACUGGAAUGAUGAUGUACAGAGAGUAAUGGAAGACAGCUGCUCUAUAUCAAAUGUUUCAAAGUAAAAGGCCUAAUGAGAUUUGAAUGUCAGUACUAGCCACUUUGUCACCAGAUGUUGUCCACAUGAAAUCAAACCUAUAGUCAUAUGCAAUCUUCAAUCUUUAUUUUAACUAAAACAAAGGCAUCAUUUGUUUUGUAAAUACUAUGGUCUCUUACAGAACAAACACCUGAUGAUUUGGUAAUAUUAAAAUUAUUUUAAUUAUACAUGCAAUCACUAAUUUAUUAUGUAAUGUGCCACUAAAAAUGAAAGCACAAUUGAUGUAUUUAAAUAUAUAUUUGUUCCAUAAGGAUUUGAGUGACUAAACUUACUUUCCCACCUUUUAAACUGUAUU